GGGGGGUUUCGAGCGGAUAUUCCUCGCGUGGCCCAGAAUCCUCGCAAAUACCCGUUGGCCCAUUUGGUACCCGAGGUUUCGACGGCCCAACCCACGCGAUUCCCCGUUGAUCCAUCAGUUUCCACGCGAUUCCCCGUUGAUCCAUCAGUUUCCACGCGCUUCAGAACCCUCGAGCCCCCCUCGAGGAUUUGCUCACCCGACUCACGCCGCCGCCCGACUCCUCCCAAGACGCCACCGCCGACUCCUCCCAAGACGCCGCCGCCUACUCCUCCCCAAGACGCCGCGCUGCCUCGACGCCUCGACGCCGGCGAUCUCCUCCGGCAUACUGGACUUCUCCCCAGUGGUCCCACUGAACCAGGUUGAGAAGUGGAACAACCAGAGGGAGAAGGAGACCUUUGCAGGGUCCCUCGAAAUCGUCUGUUUGAGAGUCUCCUCGGUUGCUUUUGUGUCUGCGCUACUGCUGACUUGUAGUUGGAAUUUAUGCUCCUGUCAUGUACUCUCUUCAAACAAUCGCUGCGGAACAUCAAGUGAGGCUUUUCUCUAUGUUGCAUAAAUAGUUUAGCAUGCUUAUGUAUUCUCAUCAUGCUUGAAUGUAGGCAUGUCUUGCCUGGGACAUGUGAAUGCCGAGAACCUAUGAGACAUUUUUGGUUCCAAGUCAUGCUGAUGUGAGAGAAUAUGUUGCUGUUAUGUGACAGCGCAAUUAUGUGAUGAUAUAUUGAUUCCAAGUCAAUAGAAUUAUGUUGUUCAUGUGAAGAACUGUUGCAAGAUUAGAUUUUUAACUGUUUUACACCAUUUUAAUUCAAUAUGGCAAUCCCUUCCUACCAAACGUUGUUUUGUACAGAGGGGGAUUUGAAGGAUGUGUGGCUAGAGGGGGAUUUGAGGUUUCAAGGGGAUUGGGUGGAAGAGGGGGAUUCACCAAAUCCCCUGGAAUCCUCUCCUCCCAAAACCUCCACAAUCCCUUGUGGUCAAACAAGGCCUAAAGAAAAAUAGCAUAAGAUCAAGGCUACUAGCGUGGCACGCCAUGUAGUACUACUUUGGAUUUGCUAAGAAAAAAAAAGUGGGGAUUGCAUCCCCACGUGGAGACCUCAAUCAUCCUACGCAUUUGAAGACAAGAGGACCAGUAUUACUACUACUCUCAACUUGGCACGAUUUUUCAGAUCAAAUCUUUUGUCAAAAGCCAAAGCAGCAUUAUGCAGUAUCCAGCACCAGCAUCUACGUUUAUCCGACAAAAACAAAAUCAGGUGUUAUCCCUCCUAUAUAUUUUAUCAGGACAUUUUAAUUCCUCUGAGCAUCAUUACACUGCCCUAUUGGUGUUUUUAUAUACAGGAAAAAUUAUUGUUAUACUGCGGGUAUAAAGCACGCACUGGCAAUGUUCUACAACGGCGUUUUCCUCCGUGUCACAUUACCUGAUGAACGGACGGCCGGUUCACACAUCUGCACCAGUUUACAAUGCGGAGGACAACUUGCCCGUCCGCACCGGCCUAUAAUAUCGCGGCUGACUCAUCUGUCUGCUCCUACGGCGGACUCACCCAUGAUUAAUUUCCGCUUCACCAUUGUGAUCAUCAACUCCGCGGUGGAUAAUUUCUAGCCUAAUAUAUCAGGUGAAAUCCAUCCAGUAUACUUUUAUACUCCCUCCGUUCCUUGAUAUAGGGUGUAUAGUUUUCUAGCACGAAUAUUAACGCACGGGCUGGGAGAGGAGAUUUCGUUGGUUUUGGACAUAAAAGCCCCUGGUGCAAACACGUGAGACUAGAGAGAAAAAUAGGAAAAUCAUGAUCCUCUCUAUCCCAGGCAGUUUACUUCCUUAUUUAGAAUAACAAAAUCCCACAAUAUCCUCUCUGACUUUACUCUCCCCUGAUCGCUACCUCUCCCUCGUCCCCGCGCAUUUUCCCGCGAGCGACAUGGCGCGCGCAGCUUCUUUACUCUCUCCCGCGCUGCAUAAAGGCAAAAGCCUCGGCCAAAUUCAAAAUUUCUGAAGAGUCUGUUCAUGGAAAAAUUUCAGCACUGGAGGGAAUGACAAUGGCGCCACUAUGUGAAAAUUUUCGUUUUCAAAUUGAAGAAGAUGGGGCUAUAAAUCCUCCCCUCCCCACCUCGCCAUCUCAUCAUUCUCUCUCCCGAUCGCCUUCCCUAUCCCCCACUCGCCAUCUCUCUCUCCUGCUCGUCAUCUCCAAUGGCUGGUCGCCGCUACGAGUGGAUCAACUGGGAUGGCCUUGGCAACGAGGCGGAGGAGGAUGCGGCCGAUUUGAACUACGACUACGAGUGGGUCGUACCCGACCAAGAUGAAGACGUGGCAGAGAGUUCCCACCGGCGUUGGGGAGGAAGGCUUGGCCUGGCAGGUGGAGUAAGGGGUCGGGACGUGGGACUUGGACGAGGAAAUGCUGGUCGAUCAGGACUUGGACGAGGAGGCGCUGGCGGAUCAGGACUUGGUCAGCGUGUACGUUCAGUCGUGAACCAAGCAAUGGUGGGGGGAAAUGGUGAGGGAGGCGGCAGGGAGGACGACGGGCAUGCACGCGGCAGCGGCGACCAUGCACGCGGUGGACGCCGGCUUGGACUUGCGGGGUCAAGGCGUGGCCCUAAUCCGGUGACAAGGUGGCCUGUUGAUCGUCCAACUGUAGAAGCACAAGAGAAUGGUGGAGUUGGUGAUUCUGAGGAGCAUGUAGAACAAGAGGCAGAUAACAAUGUGGAAGGCGAUGGGAAUGGAGGAGCCUCAGGUAAACUAUAA
Molecule: messenger RNA, 2719 nt
Organism: Aegilops tauschii subsp. strangulata
Lineage: Eukaryota; Viridiplantae; Streptophyta; Magnoliopsida; Poales; Poaceae
Source: RefSeq, a predicted model, not a curated record